CUAGAGUAAAUCCGGCUUCCGCUAACACGUCACCCUAAAUAGUCGUUUACGUUUUGUGUAUCCAGCUUUAGAGAAGAUGGUUGACUAAGGAAUGAGUCGCCAUAAGAAGUAAUUGAAGAGCUAAUCAGGUUUUCUAAACAGCUGGGAACAGCGACGCUUUUGUGCCUUUAAUAGACAAAGUUAAUUUGCGGGUGAAAUGGAUGAUGUAACUAUUGAAGACGUCGAUGACCAUGAUUCCACUUUCCGUGUGAAGCCUCCCCUCAAAAACCAGGAUCUGAGUUCCUUAACCCUGGCAGUUGGGGACUUCCUGUCCCAGUAUGGCUGGUACCUGCUGUUUGGGACUGUGAUGCUCUACUUACUCAUUCUGCACCUGAGCAAGAGGAGAUCAAGCCAGCGCAGCCCAAACCCACAAACCCCACAAGAUGCUACACUAGUGGCUAGAAGACAAGAGGCCAUGGAAGCUGCCAGGAGGAAGAUGCAAGAAGAGCUUGAUGCCAAAGCAGCUGACUUCAAAGAGAAGCAUAAAUUGCAAGAAGAGGAGAAGAGGAGGCAGAAAAUAGAGAUGUGGGAGAGUAUGCAGCAGGGAAAAAGUUACAAAGGAGCUGCAAAACUCUCUCAGACCACUGAGGAGGCCAGCUCAUCUCAAACUGUGCUAAAGCCAAAGACGGACAAGAAGCCUCUUCGCAGUACAGAUUACAAUCCCCUCACUGGACAGGGAGGAGGCUCCUGUUCCUGGAGGCCUGGCAGGAGAGGGCCAUCAUCUGGUGGAUGAGGCUAAAGAAGGUUGGAGGCACUGGACUGUUGGAUCUUUUGACCUCUGACAUCCUGAUGCUCACACUGGCUGCAGGAAAGAAGCUGAUAACGACACCUAUUCCAUGCUUUAUUAGAGUUGAGCAUGCUCCAUACUUCUUGUGUUGAUACCUGCAUCAUGUUUAAUUUCUCUCUAUUUAGUUUCAACCCUCUCUGUCAUGCUGUUAAUGCUUAACUGAACAGAAAAGUAGUUUAAAGCUUGUAAUGAAGCCAUUCCUGUAAAUGGUUUAUAACCAGUAGGUUUGGCUGAUGUGUUUCACAGCCAGUGUGGGUUUUUUUCUCAUAUAUUUUAUUUUGUGUUUACCAAUGUGUGCCACUAUAACUUAACAGUUAAUAUUACUGCAGCACUUCUAGCUGGUGGACAGUGUUUGGAACAUUAUGAUUACAUAGUUAGAAAAAAAAUGUCAAAAUGUAAGGAGGUUCUGUUCAUUGGUAUGCAUAUUUUAAUGCAAUAAAGAAUAAAGUCCCCAGGA
Messenger RNA from Archocentrus centrarchus (flier cichlid), 1283 nucleotides. RefSeq names its product selenoprotein S. Gene Ontology annotation, cellular component: Derlin-1 retrotranslocation complex; Derlin-1-VIMP complex; endoplasmic reticulum membrane. The transcript is spliced from 6 exons. Bases 197 to 772 code for a protein of 191 amino acids. Lineage: Eukaryota; Metazoa; Chordata; Actinopteri; Cichliformes; Cichlidae. Gene Ontology annotation, biological process: retrograde protein transport, ER to cytosol; endoplasmic reticulum unfolded protein response. The record is from RefSeq and is a predicted model, not a curated record.